Messenger RNA from Arabis nemorensis, 837 nucleotides. The record is from the annotation of a GenBank genome assembly. Lineage: Eukaryota; Viridiplantae; Streptophyta; Magnoliopsida; Brassicales; Brassicaceae.
AUGGCCGUUACGCUCAUCGGAUCUCCUUGUUCUCGGUGGUCUCUUGUCGCCGACCAUGAACAAGACUCUGUUCGUCGAAACCAGCCACCUUCUCUUGGUGCUCUGCUACGGUUUUGGAUGUUCUUCCCAGGUUGGUGGGAGUGUUUUUGCAUCAGUGGUCUCAACAUCUCUGAUGUUCUAUACGGGAUCUGGGCUGCAAUUUCUGUCCCCUAUCAUGCACGAGUGGAUCGCGUCAUAUCUCGGCGGGAUCGAUUUGAUUACAUCCGAAUACUCCUAAACUAUGAGGAUCAUACUGCCAUUGAUUCAUAUCUUGGGGAACUGAGAUAUGGAAAGUCUACUUGCAGCGAUCAAUGUGAUUUUUUGAGAUCAUCACUUAUGAAUAAGAGAAAUCAAUUUUGGAUUUCCUUAAGUGGUGGCAAUCACACAAAUCUCUCCCUCGUGAUCACUGUGAUUCGCCGGUUUAUCAAUCAAGGGGAUUUGAUUGGAGUUCUCAUGAUCAGCCAGUUUUAUCUCGCCAAUCAUCUACAAAAAGAGAAACUGAGAUCUCACCUUUUUCAUCACGAUAGAACUAAGAUGGUUUCUCUAACCUUUCAGAAUCUUAUUCUCUCCAUAUUUAUCAUUGCAUCUCUCAUUAUGGCUUACUUUGGUAAGAUGGUGGCUCCAAGAGACAAAAGAAAGAGACUGUCACCCAUUCAGAUGCCCGACUUUGAUGACUCAGCAAUCAUCAAGCAAUUCGAGAAGACACUGGUUGGCCGCGUGUUGAACCCGACCGUGUCAAAGCUCUCAUUGCGUUCUUACCGGCGGUGUGGCAAAGUGAGGAUAGAGUCAAGGGAUUAG